Rhipicephalus sanguineus (brown dog tick) is the source of this 687-nucleotide messenger RNA. Its product is annotated as 3-alpha-hydroxysteroid sulfotransferase-like. Gene Ontology annotation, biological process: sulfation. NCBI's taxonomy places the organism in Eukaryota, Metazoa, Arthropoda, Arachnida, Ixodida, Ixodidae. Gene Ontology annotation, molecular function: sulfotransferase activity. The transcript is spliced from 2 exons. Bases 1 to 687 code for a protein of 228 amino acids. The record is from RefSeq and is a predicted model, not a curated record. Gene Ontology annotation, cellular component: cytoplasm.
AUGCAGAUGAUGCAACAGAUGAUGCAGAUGAUCGUACACGACGGGCGUUGCGCCAGAGACUUGCGCGAGUUCAGUUCGAGAGCGCCGUUUUUGGAGGACUGCGGUGGAAAGUGGCCAGGAGCAGAGCCUUCAAUUCGGCUAUUCCGAACGCACAUCCGCUUGGGUAGGAUAGCUGUCAAUUCCGACGCCAAGUACGUGUACGUUGCACGCAAUCCGUGGGACGCCUGCCUCUCCCAGUACGUCAUGAACCAGAAAAUGCCACUUUGUCCGAUGCGGGAGACAUUCGACCAGUUUCUGGAUAUGUUUCUCGAAGGCUCUCUUACAAAUGGCUGUUAUUUCGAGCACGUCCUCUCUGGCUACACUCGCCGGAACGAGCCUAACGUCUUCUUCACGACCUACGAAUGCAUGAUGCGUGACACGGCAACGACUGUGCUGGAAUUGGCUGAAUUUCUCGGACUGAAGUACGUCGACAGCCCGGCACUUGCUGGCUCGGCGCUGAAAGAAACAGACGUGGGGGAUGAAACUUUCAACCUGGUGUGUCGUCCUGAAGUUGGAGCAUGGAAGGAGGCUUUCUCGCAAGAGCAGCUGAGAAAAACCGUGGCGAAAAUCAAGGAAUGCGCGGGAAAAGAUUUUGUGCUCGAGUUGUGGAAUAACGAGUGGCAGGAAGUUCUGCGUGCAGCCUUGUAA